Molecule: messenger RNA, 4588 nt
Organism: Oncorhynchus keta (chum salmon)
Lineage: Eukaryota; Metazoa; Chordata; Actinopteri; Salmoniformes; Salmonidae
Product: zinc finger and BTB domain-containing protein 16-A-like
Exons: 7
Coding region: 285-2237 (650 amino acids)
Biological process (GO): regulation of immune system process; negative regulation of transcription by RNA polymerase II; regulation of cytokine production
Molecular function (GO): protein binding
Source: RefSeq, a predicted model, not a curated record
GUCUCUCUUUCCAGCCUUGAUAGAACCGGGAACAGAGGACAAUCAUUCAAAGCUGUGACGUCGCCUGGGUGACAAUUUGCCUACUUGGAGUGGGGAUGAGUUUGGAGCGGUUUCUGUGAAAUGCCUUACCAUGAUGUUGCCUGAAUGAUAACGCAAUCGGCUGAGUGAGGACGUAACAGGCCGCUAAGACUUAUAGACACACUGAAGGGAAAGCAGGUGGGAUAGAACACACCUCAUGCGUGGGCUCAGAGAGGGUCCGAGGCUGUACGGAUCAUCUGACUAACAUGGGUGUUCUCCAGCUCCACAACCCCACCCUCCCUGCCAUGCUCCUACACAGGGCCAAUCAUAUGCGUCUGUCGGGAACGCUGUGUGACGUAAUCAUCACGGUGGAUGGCCAGGAGUUCCCGGCCCACCGCACCGUCCUGGCCUGCACCAGCAAGAUGUUUGAGAUCUUGUUCCACCGCAGCAGCCUGCGCUACGCCCUCGACUUCCUCUCCCCCAAGACCUUCCAGCAGAUCCUGGAGUACGCCUACACGGCCUCCCUGCAGGCCACGGCCGAGGACCUGGAUGACCUGCUGUACGCCGCUGAGAUCCUGGAGAUCGAGUACCUGGAGGAGCAGUGCCUCAAGGUCCUGGAGACCAUCCAAUCAGAGGAGAAGCAGGACCACCUGAGACUGAGUGGGAGGAACCACGGGUCUGGAGAGAGCGAACAUGGCAGGGCAAGGCACUGGAGGAACAUGCUAAUCUCCAAGAAGCAUUCCAUGCAGGAGGGUGGUAUCAACCCCACCGCCCUGCACCACCUGGCACUGUACCACAUGACUGACAGGAGUCCCUCUAUACCAGGGGGACUACCUAUGGGGCUCCCUGUAGCUAGUCCCACACAAGAUGGAGGGGUUAGUCUGGAGGGCCUGGGUCAGUCUCCACUACAGUACAGCCUCAAUGGAGCACAGCACCCCUCCCUGCCUCUGAGUAAGAGGAUAAAGACAGAGGACAAUAACAUGCAGGUGGAUGAAGUCAAUAGCUACGAGGGCCGUUCCUCCAGCAGAGGGGAGGGAGGCUUUGAAUCGGACCAGCCCAGAGAUGAGGGCCCGGGGACCCCCCAAAGAGGCAGUGUCAUCACCUCGGCUAGAGAGCAGCACUCGGGCCAAGAGGAGGGGGGCAUAGUGGGGAACAACUCUCCUCUGGACAGUUUCCCUGGGCUGGCUGAGAAACACCUGGCCUCCCUCUACUCCUCCAUGCCCUCCAAUCACAUAGGGGAGGUGGGGUUGCCUAUGCCCAUGUCGGUCGCCCCUUCCCUGGCCAUGUCCCUGGACCUGAGGGCCUACGGGGGACUGCUGCCCCAAGGCCUGCUCCACAGGGAGAUCCUCAGCAGGCUGGGCCAGUUUGCAGCAGGGAUGAGGCGGGAGGGCCAGAGUCAGAGUCAGAGCUGUGGGGACUGUGGUCUCCAGCUGCAUAACAGAGAGGCCAUGGAGCAACACAGGAAGCUGCACAGUGGAGGCGAGAAGGGACACGGCUGUGAGUUCUGUGGCAAACGCUUCAUAGACAGUGUACGGCUUAGGAUGCACAUGCUCUCUCACUCAGCUGGAGCUGAGGCCCUGGUGUGUGAUCAGUGUGGAGCUACAUUCUCUGCUGAAGACGCUCUGGAGGCCCACAGACAAACACACACAGGGACAGACAUGGCAGUGUUCUGUCUGCUGUGUGCCAAGCGAUUCCAGACCCAGAAGGCUCUGCAGCAGCACAUGGAGGUCCAUGCAGGGAUGCACAGCUACGUCUGCAGCCACUGUGACCACACCUUCCCCAGCCACACCACCCUCAAACGCCACCUGCGCUCACACACAGGUGACCACCCGUUUGAGUGUGAGUUCUGUGGGAGCUGUUUCCGGGACGAUGGCAUGUUGAGGGGACACAAACGUAUCCACACGGGAGAGAAGCCUUACGAGUGUAACGGCUGUGGCAAAAGGUUCAGCCUCAAGCACCAGCUGGAGACCCACUACCGCGUACACACAGGUGAGAAGCCAUUUGAGUGCAAGAUCUGUCACCAGCGAUCCAGGGACUACUCUGCCAUGAUCAAGCACCUGCGCACCCACAACGGAGCGUCGCCCUACCAGUGUACCAUCUGCCAGGACUUCUGCCCCAGCCUGGCAGCCAUGCAGAAACACAUGAAGAGCCACAGACCCGAGGAUGUGCCCCUGGACUGGAGGAUAGAGAAGACCUACCUGUACGUAUGCUACGUCUGAGUAGGACUUAGACACUAAGACACACUAUCCUCUGUGUGGGCAGGUUUUUCAUCAUAUUAUUUCCUCUAAAGAAAAGUAAGUUGAUAAUUUCUGUGGUUUGAUUGCUUUUAUCACGAAUUGCCACAAUGAUCUGUCAUUACAUUAAAGGCUGAAAGACUACUGGUCAGGUUACCACAGCAGUGAAAGUGUUAUCUGUUAUUACAUUAAACCUGCGUGUGUGUUGAAGACUGAAAGACUACUGGUCAGGUUACCACAGCAGUGAAAGUGUUAUCUGUUAUUACAUUAAACCUGCGUGUGUGUUGAAGACUGAAAGACUACUGGUCAGGUUACCACAGCAGUGAAAGUGUUAUCUGUUAUUACAUUAAACCUGCGUGUGUGUUGAAGACUGAAAGACUACUGGUCAGGUUACCACAGCAGUGAAAGUGUUAUCUGUUAUUACAUUAAACCUCCACAUGUGUUGGAGGCUGAAAGACUACUGGUCAGGUUACCACAGCAGUGAAAGUGUUGCACUAGAAGGGAUAUUGAGUUCUAUCUGCUGUGACUCUGAUUGUGAGACGUAGAACCUCUCUGGUCGAAUUGCAGUACUAUUGCCACCCUUACUACGUAGAUUGGUUGAGACAAACAAACAUUUCCUGGGUUAUUAUUUCCUGUCACAUUUCCUGUUAUUGAUUUUUUGGGGUGUUUGUUUUUUGCAUGUUUUACUUGAAUGGUCUCCAUAAGCUUGAUUUAAUUUGUGUCUUAUUUUUCCAGUGCGCAUAUUAAGCAUAUAAUUUCCCCUACCUGUCAGUUAGUCUAUCUGCUCAUGCUGAUUGACAAGCAUUAAGGUGUAACAGGUUUUGCUAUUUAUGUCAUGCAUCGAUUUUGUUACCAAAUAGGUGUUGGUUAUUUUUACCCAACCUCAAGGCCGUUUAUUUUGAUAUUAGAAUAAGCGCUACCUCUUCGAUCUUCAACUUUUGCACAGAGGCAAUAGCACAUCUUAGAACUGGUGUUUUUCAUCGUGUUUUCAUCCAUCAUCUGUAGCUUUAUCUUCAAAUGUCCUUUUAUAUUGGUGAAGCGGCUUGAAAUGUUCUGAGAAUUAAUCAAUGGAAUUGAUUUGGACGGUUGCCUGUUGGGUAGAAAAAAAGAUUUGAAAGCCUUCAAAGUGACUUUUGUGUGAAUAAUUUUUUUAUCAGUAGAAUUAAAGCAGUCUGUUAAACCACAGAAUUAAAACAUUUUCUAAGUGAUGAAAAGAAAGAACAUGUGAGUAAAAGUGUUGUCUUUUUACUAAACGUGAAAGGUUGAAUCACUAAAAGCAGGUUAUCGUCAGUUGUGAUGUUUGUUGCUGUAAAUGUGAUUGUAUCUUAUUCCUAGACGAGAGCCAAAAGAGGGCUUCUCUGAUUUUAAAAUGUUGUAUUUUUGUAUUACAGUGAUCUGCAAUUUGUUUACAUUUGAUUUGAUUUCAGAAACUUCUUUUCUUGUGUGUUUUGUAAGUCUCUGGAGUCUGAUUUGAGUAAGAGCCCUCCCUGUGCCUCUUUUAUAAAUGGAGAAUAGAUGUGCUGAAUACAUGAAUACACUAUAUGUUUGUUGUGUUGACCGUUGUUGUUCCUGGGUGUUUGUUUAUUAUUGGUGAAGAACUGAUUUUCACUGCCAUGCCAUAGUAGACCCUAUUGUCUAAACAUUGUCAUUUGAAACAAGAUACUUGUUCUAAUGACUAUGGUAUUAUGCCCCAGGCACCUCAAGCCUCAAAGCAAAGUUUACGAGUGAGAUUUUCUUUCAAAAUGUUCUGUCUUGUCGAAUGGGGAUAAAAUGCACAGAAGACACAGAAUACAUAGUGGUAUUGUUAAUAACCUUUAUAAAGCUAUGUUCAGAAUAUAUGGGUCUAUGUAACACUAUGGCCUUCUAGAACAAAAAGCCAACACUCAAUGCCAUGAAAACAAUUAAAAGCACCGACUCAUCCUCACUGUACUACUGUUCUAUUCUACAAACACAUGCACUAUAAGGAUCUUAGGAUUUCCGUGGUGGACCAAAACUAACAAAGCUCUUUCAAAAAAGUGUUUUCUUUGAUCGUUCUAUGUUGUAACAAAGCAGAAGUAGUUUUAUUUGGUAUGUGUACUAGCAGGAUGUGAUGAUCAUCAUCUAGGUAGAUAUUAUGUAAAUGUUUGUCUACCUCAGCACCAGUUCAGUCAGUGCUUGUCCUGGUGUCCAAUCAGGGUUGUUCUUCUUGCCAUGUGUGUUAAAUCCCUUUGCAUUACAGCUUUGUAACACUGUGUGUGCAAGUGUUUUCUCAGUGUGGAUUCAGGCACAGCUCUUUUUACGCAUCAGUGUUCUGUGGCAUGAUGAAAAAAGAAUAAAACAGAAACUAUUUUACAGAU